AUGCAAACGUUAGAAACUCAACGUACAGAUGAUACAAAAAUUCUGCUUGUACUGCCAGCUCAUUUAGCCAGUGAACUUUUACCAGUUGUACAUGACAUUGAAGAAAUCGUUGGAAUUUGUCUGCAGUGUCUAACAACUGAUGUAACAGUCAACGAUUGUCAGCCAUUGUUUAAUAUCUAUCCAAAAUUGCUUGGUGUUUACGAACUUGUUGAAGCAUUAAUAUCCAUCCCACAACAUGUAGAAAGUUUAUCGAAAAAAACGUACGUAUAUUAUCUAUUCGAUAAAGAUUUACAAUCUAUAUUGGAUUUAUCCAAACAUUACAAAUGGUUCACGGCAAAUCGUGUAUGUAAAGAAAAGCGAAUUCGAAGAGUCCCAGCCGAUGAGUUGAAUAAAAAGAAUUUUUUAGAUAUAUGUCGAUCGAUUUAUGCACUCGAUCCUAUACAACUAAAUCAUAUCGUUGAAUUCGAACGUACUUAUCGGUCGGAAGAUGUACUUAAAUGGUAUUCAAAAGACUGUUUUCUAUAUAAAGUUAUAAACAAUUUAUACCGUAGUGAUACUGUAUGCAGUGAUUCUCUGACAGAAUAUGUUGCUAAUGAUCUUACUUUCAAUCUGCAUUUACUAUGGCAAGAGCAACGAGCACAAUAUUUGGCAGUAUCAUCAACACCCAUACAUCUCUACCGUGGAUUAUGCGUACCUGACAUCGAAAUAGAUCGAAUUAAAGCAAGUGUAGGCAAUUACGUAUUAUUUAAUGGAUUUCUGUCAACAUCAAAAUCGUACGAAAUAGCUCGGAUUUUUGCCAGAAAUGUUCUUUGCGAAAUUGAAGUUGAUCCUCAAUUAGAUAAUAUUAUUUUUGCUGAUAUAACACAAUACAGUAAUUUUGAUGAACAAGAAGUCUUAUUCGAUUUAGGAUCAACUUUUUUUCUUUCAUCAGUCCAAUAUGAUGAAGAAAAUGAACUAUGGAAAAUUAAACUAAUUGGUGCAAGUGAAAGCGAAAUAAUUGAAAACCAGCUACAAUAUCAUAACUUUACAUUCGAUGGCCAAGUACAAGUAUUUAUCGGUGACCAAUGGCUGAAAUUCGAACAAAAUGACAAAGCCAUAUCAUAUUAUGAAAAAUCUUUACUAUUAAUUAUAGACGAGGAAAAAAAAGCGGAUGCCUAUUAUAAAUUAGCGAGGGUAUAUUUAUCAAACAAAAAGUUUGAGUAUGCAAUUCGCAAUGCUCUUGAUGCUUAUAGAAUAAAAAUGAGUAUUCAUCCACCAAAUCCAGAAACAAUCGUGAAACUUUUAAAAGUAAUUGGUGUUUCAUACGCAUGUAUAAAAAAUUAUGAUAGUUCAAUGGAAUAUCACUUAAAAUAUCUUAUAUUAAGCGAAUCCUACCGAACAAUAUUCGACAAUACAUAUUAUCAAAACGGUUCGGAAGAAAACUCGGAGUUAUUUUCACACGACUGGGAUUCGUCAACUUUUUAUGAACCUGCAUUAGAACAUCUGCUGGAAACUCUUACAAAAAUACGGGCAAAAAAUAAUGAUACUUUGGCUAUGAUACAUCUUAAUAUUGCCAUACUCAGCGAUGAAAUUGACUUUUUGAACUUUGGAAGAACGUUAGAACAUUUCAACAUGGCUAAGCAACUGUUCGCUACGGACAGCAUCAAUCUUCGGUAUUCAAUAUGGUAUUUUGCUUACACAAAACCAUUUUUUGGGGAAAAAAAUAAUGUCGUUCUCCUUUAUAGAAAACUACUAAAAUUAUUAGACCUAAAUCAUAGUCAAAUAAUUAUGAUAGUUCAUUAUGCUAUUGCAAAAUGUUAUUACGAAAAUAGAAAGUAUAAUCGUGCUCUUCACCAUUUACAUUGUGCUUUAAAAAUUAACGAAAAAUACUCACCUGACGAUGAUCUUAAUGCAAAAACUCUCUAUAUGAUAGGGAUGAUUUAUCAAUGUGAUGAUAGAAUUGAUUUAGCCCUUGAUUUUUUAAACAGAUCUUUAUUGAAACAUAACACAUUGACAAAGAUAAAUCCAACCAAUUAUUACGAUAGUAGUCGUAUUGCGAAUAUAACUGACGCAAUAGGUACAUGUUAUUUGAAAAAAGACGAUUUCAGAAAUUAUGCCAUGUUCACUCGAAUAUCGUUGGAACAUUAUUUAGCAGUUAUGCCAAACGAUUUAGAAAAGCAAGCAGAACUCAAUUUAAGAUUAGCACUCAUACAUGCACAAUCAGAAGAAUAUCAAUUAACUACCGAAUAUUUCGAGAGAUUAUUGUCAAAUCAAGAACGUCUUAUGUUGCAUGGAGAUCGACAUCUUUUGACAAACUACAUGUUUGUAUCGACGAUAUAUCAAUCUUUAAAUCAACUCGAUUCUGCUAUUGCAUCAUCAUUGAAAGCACUGAAUUGGUUGAAAACAAAUUCAUCACCUUCAUUACCAUAUGAUUCGGAAAUAUUAUCUAUUGAAGACCACCUUGUUUUCUUGUAUGGCGAGACACUUGAUUAUCGAUCAGCACUUGUACAUUCAUGUGAAAUGCUUCACAUUUUAGAAAAGAUGAAAAACAGUUCUAAACAACAAAUUGCUUCAGUACAGAAUAAUAUCGGAUGGUUUUAUUGUCAAGGUGAAGAUCUCAACAACGCUUUGAUUUCUUGUGAAAAAUCACUCCAAUUAUUUCAGGAAUGUUUUCCGUCAUCGGAUACUAACCAAAUGAAUCCCGAAUUAUCGUAUGUAUUGAAUAGUUUAGGAUAUAUUCAUCUGAAAUCGGGAGAUCGUACAAAGGCUUUACAUUAUUGUCAGAAAUCACUUGAAACACUUGAACGUGAAAGUGAAACUGGUCAAUAUAUGAAAUCAUUCGCAGACAAUUAUGAACUAUUAGCUGAUAUUUACAUGCAAUAUGAACGACAAACAUUGAGUUUCGAUUAUUAUAUGAAAGCAUUAGAUUUGUAUCGGCAGCUAUAUGCUACCAAGAAAGAUCAUCGCGAUAUCCAACGUGUUCUAACUUCCAUGAAGAACAUAAAUGAAGUUGAGUUUUAA
Messenger RNA from Rotaria sp. Silwood2, 3000 nucleotides. NCBI's taxonomy places the organism in Eukaryota, Metazoa, Rotifera, Eurotatoria, Philodinida, Philodinidae. The record is from the annotation of a GenBank genome assembly.